AUGGCCAUCACCGACCCCCUUGUCAAAUACCGCACUCUUGUCUCGACCAAUGUCCUCUCCCCGGACCCGGACCAGCACCGACUCGCGAUUCAUCUGCACAAGCUCUACGGUCGCCUCAAGGACUAUGCUCCUGAGGUCGAUUACCGCGAGCGCCUCAAAGAGGUCGCCGAUAUCCCUGAGGCCCGCGACCCAGACGAGGCCGCCGCGACAUUGGCCAUGCCGAGCCAUCCCAUCUGGGACAAUCCGCUUUUCAAGCACCUCGCCCGCAGGGCAAUGCCGACGCCGAAAGACCAGAGUCCUAUGGCUCUCGUCCGCGUUAUGACGAGCCUUGAGGGCGCCAUCACCAUCAACUCGCCGAGAGGUCUGUUUCUAUCGGGCGAGGUCGGCGUUGGGAAAUCCAUGUUGAUCGACCUCCUGGCACAGGGUCUGCCAACGGAGAAGAAGAAGCGGUGGCACUUUAACACGUUCAUGCUGUAUACCUUCUCUCAGCUGGAGCGGUUCCGUCAAUCUCAUCCAGAGCUAUCGGGCAAUGAGAAGGAGUAUUCUAUGCUCUGGCUCGCCAAGAAGCUUGUCGAGGAGUCUCCGAUUCUGUUCCUGGACGAGUUUCAGCUGCCGGAUCGCGCGGCAAGCAAGAUUCUCAGUCACCUCUUCAUAGCCUUCUUCCACCUCGGUGGCGUUCUGAUUGCUUCUUCCAACAGAAUGCCCGAGGAGCUCCAGAAGGCAAUUGGCGUUGAGUAUACUGUUGCACCUACAGAUGGAUUCCUCAAGAGCCUCUUCCUCGGCGGUGCUCGAUCGCGAGGCACUCGCCAUAGUCAAAACGACUUUGCCGCGUUCUUGGAAGUCCUUAAAGCCCGCUGUGAUUUUUGGCACAUGGACGGUGCCACUGACUGGCGGCGUCGCGAAACUGGAGAGAAGAUAGCGGUCGAGGCAGCGUCUAUCGAGGGAACUGGACUUGCAGAGGCGCCAGUCGAGGCUCAAGGGCACAAGUCUCAAGGGGAAACAACCAAACCGGCCAAGUACUUCCUGACCCCUGAGGCCUCCGCCUGGACAUCAGAGCUAUCAGACCUCCUCUCCAAACCCUGGACACCGGCAACUCUUACAGUCUACGGCCGUACGAUCGCGAUCCCUCGCCACCGCGACGGCGUCGUCCACUGGAGCUUUGACGACCUCGUCGCGACCUUUGGUCCCGCCGACUACGUGACUAUGGCCUCCACCUACCACACCUUCAUCGUCGAUAACGUCCCGACCAUGACGACGCUGCACAAGAACGAGGCCCGCCGCUUCAUCACUCUCCUAGACGCCCUAUAUGAGGCCCGCUGCAAGCUCUUUGUCCGUGCCGAGACGGGGCCUGAUGACCUCUUCUUCCCGGACAUCCGUGCCGCCCAAGCUGAGGCGGAUCUUGCCGCCGCCACGGUCGCCGCCUCCAGGACCGAGACGGGAGAAGAAGUCAUAGACUCGGAUGCGAUCCACUCCGAGACCAUAGCCGAAGUCUACCAAGACCAAGCCGCGCCCUUCCGCCCCAACAUUUCCUACUACGACACCGAGUUGCCUACCUCCAAAUACGACCCGGACCAGGAUUCGGAUUUUGGCCGUCUUGGCAAUGUCAGCAGCGCCACAGGGGCCUCGAGUCCCAACUUUAGCAACACGGCCGGCUUCAUCGGCGAGGACGAGCGCUUCGCGUACCGACGCGCCGCGAGCCGACUGUGGGAGCUGUGCAGCGCCGCGUGGCACGCCCGCGGUGUUGAAGGCGGGCCGGCGGAGUGGUGGACGCCUGUCCCGCGCACCGCGCGGCAUUGGGAGGAUUCAGCGCCGUCGAGGCCGAAGAAGGAUGAGCCCCUCCUGCCGCGGCGGCAGACUGAUGCCUCCAUGGGCCCUUCGAGACCAGUUGACGAGCCGUUCGGAACGGAUAAGCUCGUCAUUGAAAGGUGGCGGGCCUUGGAGGAGGCGGAGCGGCGGCGCGAGGAGUCGUCUCAGGGGAGAUGA
Colletotrichum spaethianum is the source of this 1983-nucleotide messenger RNA. Its product is annotated as AFG1-like ATPase. NCBI's taxonomy places the organism in Eukaryota, Fungi, Ascomycota, Sordariomycetes, Glomerellales, Glomerellaceae. Gene Ontology annotation, molecular function: ATP binding; ATP hydrolysis activity. Gene Ontology annotation, cellular component: cytoplasm; mitochondrion. The record is from RefSeq and is a predicted model, not a curated record. Bases 1 to 1983 code for a protein of 660 amino acids. The transcript has 2 exons.